This is a messenger RNA of Eublepharis macularius, 1322 nucleotides long. Its product is annotated as cytochrome P450 2J2-like. Gene Ontology annotation, biological process: xenobiotic metabolic process; arachidonate metabolic process. Bases 1 to 1320 code for a protein of 439 amino acids. The transcript has 8 exons. Gene Ontology annotation, cellular component: intracellular membrane-bounded organelle; cytoplasm. Lineage: Eukaryota; Metazoa; Chordata; Lepidosauria; Squamata; Eublepharidae. The record is from RefSeq and is a predicted model, not a curated record. Gene Ontology annotation, molecular function: heme binding; iron ion binding; oxidoreductase activity, acting on paired donors, with incorporation or reduction of molecular oxygen, reduced flavin or flavoprotein as one donor, and incorporation of one atom of oxygen.
AUGGCAGAAGAAUAUGGUAAUAUUUACACAAUCUGGAUGGGGCCUAAGCCCGUGGUUUUUCUUUCUGGAUUCCAAGCAGUAAAAGAAGGGCUGAUAAACCAAUCAGAAAGCUUCUCUGAGCGACCAAUGACUCCUUUCCUUAGAGUUAUCACAAAAGAAAAAGGUAUUGUGUUUUCAAAUGGCCACACCUGGAAGCAGCAGCGGAAGUUGGGGCAAAUAAUCAUGCGGAAGCUGGGACUGGGGAAGAAAGGCAUGGAGCGCCAAAUAGAAGACGAGGCCUGCCAGCUUGUUGAGACUUUUGCACGUGCAAAGGGACAGCCCUUUGACCCUUCGCUACACAUCAAAAAUUCCGUCUGCAAUGUGAUUUGUGCUGUGGCUUUUGGAUACCGUUUUUCUAUUGAUGACGAAGAGUUUCUCAAGCUGUCGAAAGCCAUUACAACUGGUUUAAGAUUUAUAUCAAGCAUCUGUCAUGGUCUCUAUGAACUAUUUCCGUGGCUCAUGGACCAUCUACCAGGCCCUCACAACGAGGCAUUUUCAUGUCUGGAAUAUGUGGUUUCAUUUGCAAAAAAGGAGGUACAAAAACAUAAGGAACAUCAGACUGUGUACGAACCACAGGAUUUCAUUGAUUUCUAUUUACUUCAGACAGAGAAACAACAGAGGAAGAAGGACCCCAACUCUACUUAUGAUGAAGAGAACCUGGCUCAGUGUAUUUUUGACCUUUUUAUUGCCGGAACAAACACCACCACCAGUACUCUGCAAUGGGCAUUGCUCCUCAUGGCAACUCACCCAGAUAUCCAAGAGAAAGUCCACAAGGAGAUGGACGAGGUUUUGGGUUCCUCUCAAUCAUUCAGCUAUCAAGACCGGAAGAAGCUGCCGUACACCAAUGCUGUAAUUCAUGAGAUCCAGCGUGCCAAGUUUAUCUUUUUAUUUGGCAUCCCCAGACAAUGCACAAGGGAUGUGAACAUAUUGGGUUUUUUCAUUCCAAAGGGGACCUACGUUAUUCCAGAUCUUCGCUCCGUUCUUCUUGAUCCCAAGCAAUGGGAGACUCCUCAACAGUUCAACCCAAAUCAUUUUUUGGAUAAGGAUGGAAAUUUUGUGGCUAGAGAAGAAUUCCUGCCCUUUGGAGCUGGGUCCCGUGUGUGCUUGGGAGAGCAGAUGGCAAAGAUUGAGCUCUUCAUCUUCUUCACCAGCCUGCUGAGGGCAUUCACCUUUCAGUUGCCGCAAGAAAUGAAGGAACUCAGCAAAGAACCUAAAGUAGGGAUAGGAGUACAAACUUGUCUACAUAAGCUCUGCGCUGUUCCUCGUUACAAAGCUUCUUAAGA